UCUCUAUGGUUCCCGCCGGAAGGACGCGACUGCGUCAAUGCGGCGAACGCGGUUGCUAUGACGCCCAGGUCUCCGUCGGCACCUGCAGCUAGCAGCUGAGCGCGUGGGGGCCGAGCGACCCCGGGACGCUCGCGGCACCCUCCGCAGGAAAAUUUCCGACUUGGUUCUUGAGGUUCCUGCCUCAGCCCCAAGGAGGAAAGCACCCAUUCUCCCCUCUUUUCCGCAUUCCGGGCCUUUUCUGCUUCUCCCCAGUAUGGUCCGAAACUACAGGAGGGGGACACCUCCUGGCCCGGCCUUUCUGUUCCCUGGCUGGAGUGAUUCCGCCUGAAGGAGAAUUCGCCCGUUUUCCCCGGACCCAGCUGCCACAAGCAUUUAGUAUUAGGCUGCCGCUUAUUAUUAGAGCGGGCUUAGAACAUCCUCAGGGAGGUAGGUCGGCGUUCCUUUUCUCACUUAAAGGUGAGGUGUCGAGACGCGCCCCUGGACAGACAACGCCCGAAGGUCCAGGCCACUACGAAGUCCACGGAGGGGCAGCUUUCCCCUACGUGUAGGCCCGCGAACAAAGAACUACCGUUUUCUGAUUUUUUUUUGGCCGAUGUUCGUCAUGCAGAACCUUGAAUCCCGAUGAAGAUUUGGAGGCCUUUUGUAUCCUCAACAUCAGAGGUCAUGAAGUUGGAGUGCUGGAGUGCAGUAGCAUGAUCUCCGUUCACUGCAGCCUCAACCUCCUGGGCUCAAGUAAUCCUCCUGUCUUGUCCUCCCAAAAUGCUGGAAUUACAGUAUCAUAAUGAAGACCUGGAAAAAGACAAAACAUCACAAAACUGCCUAGGAAGAGGAAUGGAACAAGUAGCAAAGAAGUUAGGGGUGGCUCAUGAAGAGAUUCAAAGGCUCACUGAUGAACUACAAGUGAAGGAGAAGGAACAAUGUAAAUUAGAUUCUGCACUUAAGAAGGCUCAACUAGAAAUUGACAAAUUGAAGGAAAAUUUGGUAAAGCUGAAAGAAAAUGAUGCAGCUGACCUACAGAAAGCAAAGGAACAUAAUCAGAGACUGGAUGAGGAAAUUCUGGCUUUAAGAAAUAGGGUUCGAUCACUUGACUCAGAAAAAAAGGUGCUUGGUGAAAUGGUUGAAAGACUUAAAGGAGAGGUGUGUGAAUCUCAAGAGAAUAAGCAACUUGGAAACCACUCCCCUGGAAAAACUGUGGGUGGUGAACAGAGAGAACAGAUCCUGAAAAUGAGCCAAGAAAAAAAUGAAAUGUUUGAAAGUGAGUGGUCAAAAGAGAGAGAGAGAGAGAAGCAGUUGGCAUCUGGUCUUGACACUGCAGAGAAGGCCUUGAAAGUUGAAAGUGAGCAUCCAUCAUCUGGAGAAAAACUAAAAUACAACCAGCAAGGGGAAGUACAACAACUUUACCAGAAUUUGCACCGGCUCCAGAUUCUAUGCAACUCAGCUGAAAAUGAGCUUCGAUAUGAACGAGGGCAGAACUUGGACUUAAAGCAACAUAAUAGCUUACUUCAGGAAGAAAACAUUAAGAUAAAGAUUGAACUAAAGCAUGCCCAACAGAAGUUAUUAGACAGCACAAAGAUGUGCUCUUCACUCACGGCAGAGUGCAAGCACUGUCAGCAGAAAAUCAAGGAACUGGAGUUGGAAGUACUUAAACACACUCAGAGCAUUAAAUCACAGAACAACCUACAGGAAAAGCUGGCUCAGGAGAAAUCUAAAGUUGCUGAUGCAGAGGAAAAGAUUUUGGACCUGCAGCGCAAAUUAGAACAUGCUCAUAAAGUCUGUCUCACAGACACUUGUAUUUCAGAGAAGCAGCAGCUAGAGGAAAAGAUAAAAGAAGCAACAGAAAAUGAAGCUAAAGUAAAGCAACAAUAUCAAGAAGAACAACAGAAGAGGAAACUUCUAUAUCAGAAUGUAGAUGAGUUACACAGGCAAGUGAGAACCUUACAAGAUAAAGAAAAUCUACUGGAAAUGACCUGUUCUCAGCAACAAUCCAGAAUUCAGCAACAAGAGGCCCUACUUAAACAACUGGAAAAUGAAAAAAGAAAAUAUGAUGAGCAUGUCAAAAGCAACCAGGAAUUGUCGGAGAAGCUAUCUAAGCUUCAGCAAGAGAAGGAAGCUCUACGUGAAGAAUAUUUGCGAUUGUUGAAGCUGCUUAAUGUCCAUGUGAGAAACUAUAAUGAGAAACAUCACCAACAAAAAGUCAAGCUUCAAAAAGUCAAGUAUCGUUUAACUAAUGAAGUAGAACUACGAGAUAAGAGAAUUAACCAAUUUGAAGAUGAAAUUGGAAUCCUGCAACAUAAAAUAGAAAAGGAGAAGGCAAUACAGGACCAGAUCACUGCCCAAAAUGAUACCCUGCUUCUAGAAAAAAGGAAACUUCAGGAGCAAGUCAUAGAGCAAGAACAGUUGAUCCACAGCAACAAAUGGACGAUAUCUUCCAUCCAGAGCAGGGUACUUUACAUGGAUAAAGAAAAUAAGCAAUUACAGGAAAAUAGUCUUCGUCUCACACAGCAGAUUGGCUUCUUAGAGCGAAUUAUAAGGAGCAUCCAUAUUCGCAGAGGAGAGAAUCUUAAGGAGUUUCCUGUUCCAAAAUGGUGGCAUAGAGGCAAGCUGGCUUCUCUCCCUCCAACAAAGAAACAGAAAGAAAUAUACAGCACUGAGGUCUUCACCAGCAACAAUGCAGAACUCCAGCAUGAGGAUGAGUCAGUUCCUGAGGCCACAGAGAAGUGGAAACACUCUGAGCAGAUGGAAACAAUAAUUAGUGACAUCCUUGAAUCUGAAGUAGUGAAUGAAAUAUUGCCUUUAUCAAACUCCAGUUUUUCAGGAAAAGGUUUGGUAGAGUCAUUUGCAAGUCUUCAAGAGACUGAAGAGAUCAAGUCAAAAGAAGCAAUGGCAAGUUCAAAGUCCCCUGAAAAGUCCCCUGAGAAUCUUGUGUGUUCACAGAAUUCUGAGGCUGGAUACAUAAAUGUGGCUUCUCUGAAGGAGACACAUGGUAUACAAGAACAAGACCAAAAGUCAGAACUAUAAAAUCACUGGUGCCUAAAGCUAUACUGAACAAAAGUGCUAACUUAAAGCCUGGACAAAAGGUGGACCAUGACAUUGAGAAGAGUUACCACAGAUCCCAAAUGGAUAUCACCCAAGAGUCUUCAAAAUUGCUGAUAAAUUCAUUAAAGCAGUUGUAAAAAUGGAUUUCUCAAGUUUGUUGGAUAUCCUCAGAUGCCUUGUAUUGACCAAAAUAUUGACUUUAGUUCAAUGAUUUAUUUAGGUUUCUCUUCAGCAGAGCACAUGUAGGGUUAAUUCAACAUUCUUUCCCAUUAUCAUGGGUAUCUUUUCUGAUUUAUUUUUUAACAGUAAAAACAAUACAGUCACAUUAAAGCAAAUUUUGUUUUUAAAAAAACCCUCCUAUGCUGGGCGUGGUGGCUCACGCCUGUAAUCCCAGCACUUUGGGAGGCCGAGGUGGGUGGAUCACGAGGUCAGGAGAUCAAGACCAUCCUGGCUAACACGGUGAAACCCUGUCUCUCCUAAAAAUACAAAAAAAUUAACCGAGUGUGGUGGCGAGUGCCUGUAGUCCCAGCUACUCGGAAGGCUGAGGCAGGAGAAUGGCGUGAACCUGCGAUAGCACCACUGCACUCCAGCCUGGGUGACAGAGUGAGACUCCAUCUCAAAAAAAGCAAAAAACAAAAACAAAAACCCUCCUAUAAUACCACAAGCUUUUUUUUUUUUUUUUUUUGAGACGGAGUCUCUUACUCUGUCACCCAGGCUGAAGUGCAAUGGCAUGAUCUCCACUCACUGCAACCUCUGCCUCCCAGGUUCAACCAAUUCUCCUGCCUCAGCCUCCCGAGUAGCUGGGAUUAUAGGUGCCCGCCACCACGCCCAGCUAAUUUUUGUAUUUUUAGUAGAGACAAGGUUUCACCAUGUUGGCCAUGCUGGUCUUGAACUCCUGACCUCAGGUGAUCCACCCACCUCAGCCUCCCAAAGUGCUGGGAUUACACCAAUACCACAGUCUUAACACAACUAAUUUUAUUUUACAGUUAUUCCCUUUUGGUCCUAAUUCAAGUACAUAUAUUCUAAAUGGUUAUUAUAAUAUUGUAUAUUCAUUUUCACAGUUUGAUUUUUAAUUUACUGUAUAUACCAUGGAAACAUUUUCAAUCGCCAUAUGAUAUUCAAUUAUGUUGAUGUUCUAUAAUUAUUUUUAUGGGAAAAGUUUUAAAUGUUUAAUGAAGAAGAUUUAGAGCAAUACAUUAUUUAAAAGUGGAUAGGAGGUUGGGCGCGGUGGCUUACACCUGUGAUCCCAGCACUUUGGGAGGCCGAGGUGGGCAGAUCACCUGAGGUCAGGAGUUCGAGACCAGCUUGGCCAACUUAGGGAAACCCCGUCUCUAACAAAAAUACAAAAACAAUUAGCCAGGUGUGGUAGUGCGUGCGCCUGUAGUCCCAGCUACUGGGGAGGCUGAGGCAGGAGAAUCGCUUGAACCCGAGAGGCAGAGGUUGCAGUGAGCUGAGACUGCACCAGUGCACUCCAGCCUGGGCGGCAGAGCAAGACUCCAUCUCGAAAAAAUAAAUAAAAUAAAAUAAAAUAAAAGUGGAUAGGAAAAUACCAAGAGCUUUUCCUGGGGGAGGGGGUAUGAGAAGAGAGUUCACAUAAACCCCAUUACAUAGAAACUACCCCUAAAUAUUUCCAAACAGGAGUACAAAGUAGGUGAACAGUCUCCAGCUCAUCUUUAGUGUAGUGGGACUGCUUCUUCAGAAAAGAUCAGCAACAUUCACAUCCAUUUCAUCUAUCAGGGUAGAACAGUACUGCUCAGUAUUUCUGAGGAUGUGGAUGUUCUAUAAAUUAAACGUUCUCUUGUUUGGCAUUUAAGUUGUUUUUACUUUUUUUUUUGAGACAGGGUCUCACUUUGUAACCCAGGCUGGAGUGCAGUGGUUUGAUUACUGCUCAUGCAGCCUCAACCUCCCAUGCUUAAGUGAUCCUCUCUCCUCAGCCUCUCCCAAGUACAGGCAUGUGCUACCAUGCCUGGCUCAUUUUUGUACUUUUUAUAAAGACGAGGUCUCACUCUCACUCUAUUGUUCAAGCUGGUCUCAAAUUUCUGGGCUCAAGUGAUCCUUCCACCUAAGCCUCCUAGGUGAUAGGAUUAUAGGAUGAGCCUCUAUGCCAGGCCUGGUUUUACUUUUUUACUAUUUAAGAUUAUGCUGUGUUGAAGGUCUUUGUGCAUGUAGUUCUUUUCUUCUUUUGAAUUAUUCCAGAAAACAAAUUUGCAAGAUUGGACUAAGUCAAAGGAUAUAAAUGUUAAUAUUGCUCUAGGACAUCACUUCCUUUGCCUUAAAAAAGGGUUCUGCCUGGCCAGUUGCAGUGGCUCACACCUGUAAUCCCAGCAUUUUGGGAGGCCGAGGCAGGUGGAUCACUUGAGGCCAGGAGUUCAAGACAAGCCAGGCCAACAUGGCAAAGCCCUGUCUCUACUAAAAAUACAAAAAUUAGCCGGGUAUGGUGGUGCACACCUGUAGUCCCUGCUAUGCGGGAGGCUGAGGCUCGAGAAUCACUUGAACCCAAGAGGCAGAAGUUGCAGUGAGCUGAGACCACUCCACUGUACUCCAGCCUGGGCAAAAAGUGAGACUCUGUCUCAAAAAUAAUAAUAAUAAUAAUAAAUAAAUAAAUAAUAAAAUAAAUAAAAAGUGUGUCAACAUACUGUUUUCAUAGUCAAGUUACUCAACCUCCUUGAGCCUCAAUUUCUUGAUUCAUAAAAUGGGAACAAUAAUAGUUCUCUAUCCCAUAGGGUUGUGAGGACAAAAUGAAAUGAAGCAUGUCAAGUAUUUAGCACGUAGUAACUGCUUAAUAAAUGCUAUCAUCAUUUAUUUGCA
This is a messenger RNA of Gorilla gorilla gorilla (western lowland gorilla), 5844 nucleotides long. RefSeq names its product coiled-coil domain containing 30 (gene CCDC30). Lineage: Eukaryota; Metazoa; Chordata; Mammalia; Primates; Hominidae. Bases 760 to 3018 code for a protein of 752 amino acids. The transcript has 18 exons. The record is from RefSeq and is a predicted model, not a curated record.